CGACCAACUCUGUAUCCUCCAUCAAUGAUAAUUAUACCCUACCGUUAAGGUUCAAGUUGUCGAGUCUGGUCGUGACCUCCUCCCAAAACAUCAGACUGCCUCUCGCUCAGCCCUGUGUCACUUCCACGUCCAUCCGUCUUGCGGUUGUGCACGCAUUGGUCUUGCUCAUUCAUCAUGGUCAACCGGCCUAGUGGAAGUCUAUAUGUACUGGAGGGUAUUCGUACAAAUUGCCACAGCGAGAAUCCAUCGUCCUAGCCCACAGAUUGGAACUCUCACGACCAGGCGGAAGGUGGAGCUUAGAUACCGUCUGGCUUGUAUGCGCCGGUAUGCGCUACGCGACGAGGCGCUUGGUACAGCCCAUGCAGGUCAACAGCCUUCAUCUAGACACGCGGUUGGAAGCAGAGACAGAUCAUUGCUCAGACGUACAGCGUCGAUUAGGAAAGAGAUGGCGAGGAUGUACACAUAUCAAGUCAUCAGCCAUGAGACAUCAGCCAUGAGACAUCAGUGCACACCAAAAGACAAACAGGCCACGAAUAUCGCAGCAGCACCUCGCACCCCCACCCACAGCGCAUCAAAUUCACCAGCCCAGACCCACCGCCGAAUCCAUGCCUCUUACCUCAGACGCCCGCUGGCAUGGAAGAAAAAACAAACCCACAAGCCCUUGACAGCCAAGCAACGAAAAAGCGUUGGUGAUCUCCUAUAACGGCGUGCUCGUCGGCGGCGCGCGGAAAUAGAAUUGUUGCUCCACUGCGCAGGCUGUCGAGUGGAUCGGGCACGGGGCUGGCGAGGAGGGUUGGCACGGAGCGUCGACAGGGAAGGGCGACUUGGGAGGGCGACAUGGGU
This is a messenger RNA of Didymella exigua CBS 183.55, 843 nucleotides long. RefSeq lists its product as uncharacterized. The transcript has 2 exons. The coding region runs from base 203 to 703 and encodes 166 amino acids. The record is from RefSeq and is a predicted model, not a curated record. NCBI's taxonomy places the organism in Eukaryota, Fungi, Ascomycota, Dothideomycetes, Pleosporales, Didymellaceae.